Molecule: messenger RNA, 564 nt
Organism: Solanum verrucosum
Lineage: Eukaryota; Viridiplantae; Streptophyta; Magnoliopsida; Solanales; Solanaceae
Exons: 1
Coding region: 55-390 (111 amino acids)
Source: RefSeq, a predicted model, not a curated record
GCGUUUGGUGGACCGGAGUCGAAUUUGUAAACCGGCCGAAGUCAAUUUCCCGUGAUGGCUAUCCCUGCACCACCGUCGAGCUCCGCCGCUUCCGGCGGUUAUCAGAACCCUAAGAGAUCGUUAGGUUUCUUUGCAAACGCAAUGAAGAGGAAAGAUAGCUUUUUACAAUUCUUCGCCAUGACAGGAAUUCUUCUUCUGAGUGUGAGAUCGCUUGGGCAAAAGUACCGCAUAAACAACCUCGAGGAGGAUAACGCUGCGCUCAAGGAAGAACAAGAAGGCCUUGUUCACCGAAUGAACAAUAUCAAGCAAAGCCUACUUGCUGAAGCUGCUAGUGAGCCCACUGGUGCCUUUGUUUCCCGCCUUCGCCGCCUCUUUGGUGAUGAAAGCUGAAACAGUUGAGUUCGUUGUUCUGUCUGAGUUUGUAUUUCAUAUAUAUCUGAUAUAGGAUGUCCAAUUUUAGCAGAAUUGAUAGAUUUUAGAAUUUUGGAUUUUGUAGACUUCAUCUUGACCUUGAGUGUUAAAUGUGAAGCCUUGUAUCUUCAGAUAUCUUAAUUUUUCAUUUCU